Messenger RNA from Echinostoma caproni, 234 nucleotides. Lineage: Eukaryota; Metazoa; Platyhelminthes; Trematoda; Plagiorchiida; Echinostomatidae. The record is from the annotation of a GenBank genome assembly.
CUGUGCGAUCGCGUAACUCCGAGUGGUUAUAUAGCACAAGUAACUCUCAGAACAAAUCAAGCACAAAUAUAUCUUACCGCCUAUGACCAUGGCUUAACAUGGAUUUCCCUCACUGACGCUUUCAGGUUCGGUCUUCGUGGUCGCGAACUAGUCCAAACAGUCGGGAAGGGCAUGCUUCAAGGUGGGGGGACUUUCGGCAUGUUUAUGGCCGUGGGUACUGCUAUCCGAUGCUGA